Molecule: messenger RNA, 1758 nt
Organism: Pediculus humanus corporis (human body louse)
Lineage: Eukaryota; Metazoa; Arthropoda; Insecta; Psocodea; Pediculidae
Product: Lamin-B receptor, putative
Exons: 6
Coding region: 1-1758 (585 amino acids)
Biological process (GO): sterol biosynthetic process
Cellular component (GO): nuclear inner membrane; endoplasmic reticulum membrane
Molecular function (GO): oxidoreductase activity, acting on the CH-CH group of donors, NAD or NADP as acceptor
Source: RefSeq, a predicted model, not a curated record
AUGCGGAAUAAAAAAACGGCGGCAAGGGAAAAGUCACCCAUAGUUGUUAAUGAGGCACCUAAGAAUAAAUCAACACCGAGAAAGAAUAGAGCAAGUCAAUCAUUAGGGAGAAAAACAUAUCAGGCUCGAUCAAAAAGUAGAUCUCGAAAAGGUGUUAAUUCGAAAACAAGAGGAAGGUCAAGAUCGAGGUCUAGGCCAAGGCCAAAAUCUAAAUCGAAAUCUCCUCAGAGGAAAAGCAGGCCUCGUUCAAGGUCACGGUCCAUUUCUAUCAAAAGUCCUGUCAGAGUUUCAUCUAGAGUUAAAAAUCAAACUGAUAAAUUAUACGAAGAUAAUUCAUCGAAAGAAACAAUCCUCAAAGAUGUAAUUAGGAGGAGUAUAUCUAGAGAAUUAUCACAAAGCAAAACCAAUAGUUAUAGAGUAGCUUCGACAUCAUCAGUUCUUAGCUACUUACCAGAAACAGAUACCAUAAAUCCAGAUAAUAAUUACACUAAAUCAAUUUUAAAAGAAAAUAAUUAUCCAAAGAAAAAAAUUUCAUUUUCAUUUAUUAUUCCGCAAUGGAUAAAAAUCAUAACAGGUCUUUUCAUCCCUCCAUCAGUAGUAUUAUUUUUACACAUUAUUUGCAAAUACAACAAUUGUUAUAUUGAUAAAUUAAAUCAAUUUCCCAAAUUGGAAAAUUAUUUUAAUUUACACAUAAGUGGUCUCAUCAUCGGUUUUGUUUUUCUACAAAUUUUUUUCUCUCUUCUUCCCAUUGGUAAAAUAGUCUACGGACCACCUGGAAUUCACGGUAUUCUUCAGUAUCGUUGCAAUGGUUUACUUUGUACCUUUUUAACGGUCGGAGUAGUUGCAGGAAUGUGGAAAUUUGAAUUACCAGUAACGACAAUUAAUGAAAAUUUAAUUCCAUGCCUUACAUUCACGAUAAUAUUAUCUUAUUUUCUCGGAUUUAUAUUAUUUUUAAAAGGGGGCAAAGCCCCCGUCAUAGGUUUGAACCCCCUGUGCAUCGUGGAAAAUAAAUUUUAUCAAUUUUACAAAGGACGUGAAAUAAAUCCUUUAUUAUUUGGAAAAAUCAACGUUAAAGUUUUAUUGAUUAGGACUUGUUUAAACGGAAUGCUUCUCAUAAAUGGAAUAAUGGCAUUGAAAAUUUACGAAAGCAAAAAAGAACUUUCAUAUGCUUUGACGACAAAUCUCGUUAUAAAUUCUCUCCUGGUUUUUGAUUUUUUCUGGUUCGAAAAUUAUUUUCCAACGACUUUCGAAGCCAUGUACGAAGGAGUGGGUUGUUUGUUCGUAUUGAAAUAUUUUCUGUAUCCCUUUUUCACAUUAUUGAUAACAAAAAAUAUAAUAAUUCAUAAUUUGGAAAUCCCUUUGUGGAACGUGGUUUUAACCGGGUUCCUUUUCGUCACGGGAUACAUUGUACACAGAGCUAGUAAUUUACAAAAAGCAGUUUUUAGAAAAAAUCCAUUGAAUCCCGCUUUGUCGCAUUUAGAAACCAUGUCGACCAACAGAGGUAAAAAAUUACUCGUCACAGGUUGGUGGGGUUGGGUACGUCAUCCAAAUUAUCUCGGUUUUAUUAUUCUUCAUUGGGCUUGGGCAUCGUCCUCAGGUUUUUCCCACGGUCUCCCCUACGCGGUCCCAUUAACGAUAACACUUUUGAUGAUGAUAAGAGCCAAACGGGUGGAUGAAUUUUGCGGGACUCGUUAUCAGUCGUUUUGGAACGAAUAUUGUAAUCGAGUACCUUACAAAAUUUUCCCACGAGUUUAUUAA